This is a messenger RNA of Hypomesus transpacificus, 2494 nucleotides long. Its product is annotated as BRCA1 associated protein. Lineage: Eukaryota; Metazoa; Chordata; Actinopteri; Osmeriformes; Osmeridae. Gene Ontology annotation, cellular component: cytoplasm. The transcript is spliced from 13 exons. The record is from RefSeq and is a predicted model, not a curated record. Gene Ontology annotation, biological process: Ras protein signal transduction; protein ubiquitination. Gene Ontology annotation, molecular function: ubiquitin protein ligase activity; nucleic acid binding; zinc ion binding. Bases 232 to 2007 code for a protein of 591 amino acids.
AGGAUGUUGGGGCGCUGUCGGCUGUUCAAGCGUUACGAUGCAUUGGCAGGGAUCUUAGCUGUUAUGCAUGUGUGAAUUCUGAAAAAGUAUUGUUUCAUUGUGCAAGGAAAACAACGCUAUUCCUCCCAUUCUCAAGUUGGCUAGAGAGUUACUUACGACAGCUUGCUUGCUAGCUAUCAAACUGCCUUUGUUUUUCUUUCUUACAGUAGAGUUAUCCGUCUUUAAAGACACAUGAGUGUGUCUCUGGUCGUGAUCCGUCUGGAGCUAGCAGACCAAUCUCCGUCGCCCUUACAUUUCCAGUACAGCGCAGCAGUUGAGCGUAUGUCAGAGAAGGAGCUUCAUGAAAAGGCUCUGGGCUCUGCUCAGCAGGCACUGAGUGGGAAGACUGAGCUAGAGAGAACUGCUGUGCUAAAUCAACACAUUGGCAGCAGAGCCAUGGGAGACAUGGUCAUCGAAACCUUUUCUACCAACCCAGAAAAGGAUGAAAGUGCGGAGAUGAGGCCAUCAGGAGGUGAGAGUGAUGGGACCCCAGAAACCCAACUGGGCACUACGGGGGGCAGAGAGAUGAGCACAGCUCCUGACUCCCCCUCGAAACAGCUGCCAGACCAAAUCUCCUUCUUCAGUGGCAACCCCUCGGUGGAGAUUGUCCAUGGCAUCAUGCAUCUCUACAAGACCAACAAGAUGACAUCACUGACGGAGGACGUGAGGCGCAGUGCAAUGCUGUGUAUCCUGACAGUCCCUGCUACAAUGACGAGCCAUGAUCUCAUGAGGUUUGUGGCGCCUUUUAAUGAUGUCAUGGAGCACAUGAAGAUCAUCCGGGAUUCCACACCUAACCAGUACAUGGUCCUGAUCAAGUUUAGACAUCAGGUGGAUGCAGAUAGCUUCUACACGGCAUGCAACGGUCGCCAGUUUAACUCCAUUGAGGACGCAGUGUGUCAGCUGGUGUAUGUGGAGAGGGCUGAGGUCAUCAAGUCUGAGCAGGGAGCCAGUCUGCCUGUGAUGGAGAUGACGGAGCUACCUAAGUGUACAGUGUGUCUGGAGAGGAUGGAUGAGUCAGUUAACGGUGUUCUGACCACCCUCUGCAACCACAGCUUCCACAGCCUGUGUCUACAGCGCUGGGAGGAUGCAUCGUGCCCUGUAUGUAGAUACUGCCAGACACCAGAGCCUGUAGAGGAGAACAAGUGCUUUGAAUGUGGGGUUCAGGAGAACCUGUGGAUUUGUCUGAUCUGUGGGCACAUAGGUUGCGGCCGCUACGUCAGUCGCCAUGCUUACAAACACUUUGAGGAGACACAGCAUACUUAUGCCAUGCAGCUGACCAACCACCGUGUCUGGGACUAUGCAGGAGACAACUACGUCCAUCGCUUGGUGGCAUGCAAGACUGAUGGCAAGAUGGUCCAGUAUGAAUGUGAGGGCGACACAUGCCAAGAUGAGAAGAUAGAUGCGCUACAGUUAGAGUACUCCUACCUACUGACCAGUCAGCUGGACUCACAGCGCAUCUACUGGGAGAACAAGAUUGUUCACUUGGAGAAAGACACAGCAGAGGAGAUUAACAACAUGAAGGCCAAGUUCAAGGAAACUUUAGACCGCUGCGAUAACCUGGAGAGGAGACUGGGAGAGUUGUCCAAGGAAAAGCAGAACAUGGAGAAAAAGUGUACCCAGUUCAACAACCGUGUCAUGAAGCUGGGCCAGGAGUUGAAGGAGGAGCAGGAAAUGAACCGCUGUCUAAGGGCAAAUCAGGUCCAGCUCCAGAUCCAGUUGGCAGAGGAGGAACGUAAGGCCCGGGAGACAGGUGAGAGGAAGGAUGCGGCCAUAGCAGAGCUGCAAGAGCAGCUGAGAGAUGUCAUGUUUUACCUGGAGACCCAGCAGCAGAUAGAGCACUUGCCCCCGGAGGCAAGGCACGAGAUCCAGGAGGGGCAGAUCAAUAUCGGCGCCAACCCCACCAACGCCGGAGCAGGACCAUCCUCCGUUGGACAGGGCAGGAGAGGUCGGGCAAAGAGGGGGAAGUAAAGAGAGAAAUUGAAAAUGAGGUUGAGGUAGAAAGGUUGAGGAAGAGACUUCGGAAAAGGACGGCGUGUGCCCCUGUGUGUCUAUCAAAUAGUUCCUGUUUGAGUACAUGUGUGUUCCACAAUGAUGUCUUGUAGACACUGCUUUUGGAUGUAAGGAAAAGAGGUUGAGCAUUAAGGGGAUGGGGGGGGAGCUGAUGUAAUUCACUAAAGGAAUGGGCUUUGUCAGAAUGACAGUCUUCUGGACAUGUCACUUGUGUGUAAGUAAAUAUAUAUUGAGUUAAAGGAUACAAUAUUUUCAAAAUAUAACUAAGCGAUUAACAAACAAAUCUAAUUGAUGUCUUUCCCAUUCAUACUGCCUGUCUUGAGCCAGUCAGAUGUGUUGUCUUUUUGUUUGUUGUUUUUUUAAGUAUUAACCUUAAAAUGUUUAUAUUGGUAUAGAAUAAGGCAUUUGCUCUCUCACACAUCCUAAAAUAAACAGAAAGACUGGA